Molecule: messenger RNA, 1506 nt
Organism: Lucilia sericata (common green bottle fly)
Lineage: Eukaryota; Metazoa; Arthropoda; Insecta; Diptera; Calliphoridae
Product: protein OPAQUE1-like
Exons: 4
Coding region: 269-1345 (358 amino acids)
Molecular function (GO): protein binding
Source: RefSeq, a predicted model, not a curated record
UGCUUUAAAAACUGACAACAAAGAAUAAAUACUGACAAUUUCAAAUACAUAUGUAUAUUUUUUAAAAAAAUUAUAUAAAAUAUUUGAAAAAAAAAAUGCCCACUAAAAGAAAACAAAAGUCGCGUUAAACUCUUUACUAGAACUUAAGCCAACCGUAGAAAUUUUACCAAACACCAUUAACAAAACUUCAAAUCUUACAAUAAAGGAAGAAAAAUCUAUAGGAGAUGGCCAAGAAGAAUGGUUAGAUGAAGCAGAAGACUAUGAAGCAAUGGCAUAUGAAGAAUCGCAAGAUGAACUUAAAAAGGAACUAUCAAGAACCUCUUUGUUGAUACAAGAUUAUCUGGAAUUCAAGGCCGCUCGCUGCAUACAACGUUACAUACGCGGUUGGUUGUAUCGCAGGAAAUACAAACGUCUAUGUCUGGCCGCCAUUAUAAUACAACGUGAAUGGCGCAGAUUUUAUUGUCAGCGUUUGUAUUUCCGGAAAGUUGAAGAAACUUUGCAGCAACGUAUUGAACAACAUUAUUAUCGGGCUGCCCAAAAGAUUCAGGCCUUAUGGCGCGGUUGGUGGGUGCGUCAUUAUAUACACGAUCAUACACGUUUAAUGCGUUUACAAUUGAUGGCCGGAGAAGAUCUGCUCUAUUGUGUGGCCUUUAAGUUGCAUCAUUUGCUAAGGACUCAUCAGAUACCGGGCGUGUACUCAUUAAGGAAUAGCAGCGCCCUUUCCAAAGUGGAACAAUUAUUGGCCUCUUUAACUUUCAAAGCAUGCAAUCAACGUUCAAUACAAGCCAAAGAACAGCGACGCCAUGAAAUUGAGGUUGCUAGAAGGGAACAUAAAAAAUCUGCUUACGGAACGAAAGUACCCUUUUCAGGGCCCGAUAUACACAAUCUUUGUGCACCAAAAUGUGCACCACUCUACAAUGCCAAAGAUGCCGACAUGAGAAUGUCCAAAAUUUUGCAAAUGUAUGAAGAAGCAAAUCGGGAACUAACGAAACCCGAUAAAUUAAGGAAAAAAUCGGCCUUUUCCAAACAAUCGCAAGUGAUUGAAUCUCUUCCCAAAUCCCCAUCCUUUUGUGGUGAUGUUCUUAGCAGCAUGAGAAAAUGGAAGAUUAUAAGGGAAAAUAAUCUUAACGUCGAUCCGAAUGUGUUCAGAAAACCACAAAAUGUAGAAAAUUUCGUUAAAGAAAUCGAAUCGAAAAUGAGUCUUCUACAGGGUAAUUGUUAUUGUAGACGUGAAUUUCAAGACGAUUUAGAUAAAGCAAAGGCUAAGUUCAUAACACAAGAGGGACACAAUAUUAAAGAUUUAAGUCCUUCAACUUCUAUCCGCAAUAGUUCAAAAUUAAUAUAGACUGAUGGGUAAGGUUUAGAUCUCCUAAACAAGUUACUCCUGCUGUUUAUACUCCAAAAAAUUAUAAUUCUACACCAAGUUUCAAACAUAGUGAUCAUCAUAAGAGUCUUUCUUUUGCAGAUAUCGGUAGGAAUAGUGCAUCAGUUGGAUAUAUUCUCAAA